AGCACGUGUCUGCCUGAAGCAGCGAGGGGGCGGUCCGUCGCCCAUCGCGCUGCUCCGGUCGCACUGCUCCUGCACGAGACGCUGGAGAUGUCGGAUCCACGGAGGAUGACGGCGACUUCAACCGGGAGGCGCUGAGCAGAGACCUGGACCCGGACUGACCCCCUUUUAGGACGUUUAAAGAGGCACCGGCUGCACAGUGAGUCACCUCCACAGAACAGGGAGUUUAUGGAGAGGAGCUAACUUGGCUGUACUGAGCCGCCCACAGCUUUCCCGCGCUCCCCCGCCCUCUCCAGCUGCAUCAUGGGAGACGUAGUCCAGAUGCACUUCAGCACGGUGGACUAUGUGAUCUUUGCGUUGCUGCUGGUGGCGUCGACGGGCAUCGGCCUCUUCUACGCCUUCUCCGGGGGGCGCCAGCGGACCACGCAGGAGUUCCUGCUGGCGGACCGCUCCAUGAGCUGCCUGCCCGUGUCGCUGUCGCUGCUGGCCACCUUCCAGUCGGCCGUGGCCAUCCUGGGAGCGCCGUCGGAGGUGUACACCUUCGGCACGCAGUACUGGUUCCUGGGCUGCUCAUACUUCCUGGGGCUGCUCAUCCCCGCCCACGUCUUCAUCCCCGUCUUCUACCGCCUGCGCCUGUCCAGCGCCUACGAGUAUCUGGAGCUGCGCUUCAACAAGACGGUCCGGAUCUGUGGGACGAUCACCUUCAUCUUCCAGAUGGUGAUCUACAUGGGGGUGGUGCUGUACGCCCCCGCUCUGGCCCUCAACGCAGUAACUGGGUUUGACCUCUGGGGGGCGGUGUUGGCUAUGGGCCUUGUGUGCACACUGUACACUGCACUGGGAGGUCUGAAGGCGGUGAUCUGGACGGACGUGUUCCAGACGGUGGUGAUGUUCGCCGGGCAGCUGGCGGUCAUCGUGGUGGGGACCAGCCAGGCCGGGGGCAUCUCCGAGGUGUGGAGGAAGGCCAUGAACGGCAGCCGCAUCGCCUCCCUGGACCUGAACCCCGACCCCCUGGAGAGGCACACCUUCUGGACGCUGGGCGUGGGCGGGGUCUUCCUGAUGCUGGCGCUGUACGGAGUCAACCAGGCCCAGGUCCAACGCUACCUGAGCUCCAGGACGGAGAGGGAGGCUGUGAUGUCUUGCUACGUGGUGUUCCCGUGCCAGCAGAUCGUUCUGUCUCUGGGCUGUCUCAUGGGGCUUGUGAUGUUCGCCCGCUACGGAGAGGACAGCCCUCUGGACAAGGGCUACGUCAAGACCAAGGACCAGAUGGUGCUCUACUUCGUGAUGGACGUCUUCAGAGACCUGCCGGGUCUGCCUGGUCUCUUCGUGGCCUGCCUCUUCAGCGGAGCUCUCAGUACAAUCUCUUCGGCCUUUAACUCCCUAGCAACAGUAACCAUGGAGGACCUUAUCAAGCCCUUUUUCCCAAACAUGACUGAAGCCAAAGCUACGCUGCUCUCCAAGGCUCUAGCCCUUGGCUACGGUCUGGUGUGUCUGGCCAUGGCCUACGUCGCCUCCCUCAUGGGUUCGGUUCUCCAGGCGGCCUUCAGCAUCUUCGGCAUGGUGGGAGGACCCCUACUGGGCCUCUUCUGCCUCGGAAUGUUCUUCCCCUGGGCCAACUCCACGGGGGCUCUGGUGGGCCUGUUCUCAGGUUUGGCCAUGGCCUUCUGGAUCGGGAUCGGCAGCUUCGUGAUGCGUCUGCCCGGCCCCGACCUCCUGCCGUACGCCAACACGACGGCCCCGCCCCUCCUGGGCAACAUGACGACGGUUGCCAUGACGACGCUGGUCAGCGCCAUGACGAACAAGACUAGGUCCAGUGGGGUGGAGGCCAUCUACAACCUGUCCUACAUGUGGUACAGCGCCCACAACUCUGCUACCGUGGUGCUGGUGGGGCUGCUGGUCAGCCUGAUCACAGGGCCCAUGAAGGAGAAGGACCUGACCCCCGGGACGGUGUUCCCGGUGUUGGGCACCCUGCUGUUCUUCCUGCCCGAGCGCUACAAGGAGAAGCUGUGCUGCGUGACCCCACUGGGCCACAAGCAUAAGGACGCCCAGCCCUACCUGACGGCCCAGAAGGAGAACCAGGAGGAGGUGGAGGAGGAGGUGGGGGGGCGCAAGGGGGCGGGGGAGAAGCUGGUGGAGGCCGGCCUGGCCGCCCCCCGGGCCUCCACCACCCUGAGCCCCCACCCCUCCGAAGAGACCGCCCUCUAACACACACACACACACACACACACACACACACACACACACACACACACACACACACACACACACACACACACACACACACACACACACACACACACACACACACACACACACACACACACGAGCUGCCAAAAUCGUCGUGGAGACGACGGUGUCACCUGACCCUGGGAGGUCGAAGGUCAAGGCGAGGAUCUCGUCUACGGAACAGUUCGACACUCUGCGUGUUUUUCUAAGUUAUUUUUGUACAGAAGACGAAGAGCACAUUUUAUCUCCAAGAGAAUAUAAUAUUAUAAAAGAAAGAAGAAUAACUGACAAGCUCCGAGAUGAAGUCCAUGUACCUCAGUUCAGCAGAGUCCAGACCUGCUCCCGCUGGCCCCAGACCCCCCGUCCUAAUGAGGCCCUGGUUGAGAGCCUAUGGGGUCCCCUGUCCAGCUGCGCCACAGAGCCUAUGGGUUCCCCUGUCUAGCUGCGCCACAGAGCCUAUGGAGUCUCCUGUCUAGCAGCGUCACAGAGCCUAUGGGUUCCCCUGUCUAGCUGCGCCACAGAGCCUAUGGGUUCCCCUGUCCAACUGCGCCAUAGAGCCUAUGGGUUCCCCUGCUAGCUGCGCCACAGAGCCUAUGGGUUCCCCUGUCUAGCUGCGCCACAGAGCCUAUGGGGUCCCCUGUCCAGCUGCACCACAGAGCCUAUGGGUUCCCCUGUCUAGCUGCGCCACAGAGCCUAUGGGUUCCCCUGUCUCGCUGCGCCACAGAGCCUAUGGGGUCCACUGUCUAGCUGCGCCACAGAGCCUAUGGGGUCCCCUGUCUAGCUGCGCCACAGUGUGAACACGCCAAUUUAGAUGACCUGUCGGGUCGGCAGCAGUACCUGGAACCUCUUCAGGCCUAUAGGAGCACAGGAAGAAACCUGUGGAUGUGAUGUCACUUCCUGCUGGUGUUUCUGCUCAUAUGCUUGUCAAGGAGAUUACCUGUCUACAGCUGGGCUAACCUUCAUGGAGCGUGGCUAGCGGUGGAGCUACAGCUUGGCUAACGUUCAUGGAGCGUGGCUAGCGGUGGAGCUACAGCUUGGCUAACGUUCAUGGAGCGGGGCUAGCGGUGGAGCUACAGCUGGGCUAACCUUCCUGUACUGUUGGCUAGCGGUGGAGCUACAGCUGGGCUAACCUUCCUGUAGUGUUGGCUAGCGCUGGAGCUACAGCUGGGCUAACCUCCCUGUAGUGUUGGCUAGCGCUGGAGCUGCAGCUGGGCUAACCUUCCUGUAGUGUUGGCUAGCGGUGGAGCUACAGCUGGGCUAACCUCCCUGUAGUGUUGGCUAGCGGUGGAGCUACAGCUGGGCUAACCUUCCUGUACUGUUGGCUAGCGGUGGAGCUACAGCUGGGCUAACCUUCCUGUAGUGUUGGCUAGCGGUGGAGCUACAGCUGGGCUAACCUUCCUGUACUGUUGGCUAGCGGUGGAGCUACAGCUGGGCUAACCUUCCUGUAGUGUUGGCUAGCGCUGGAGCUACAGCUGGGCUAACCUCCCUGUAGUGUUGGCUAGCGCUGGAGCUGCAGCUGGGCUAACCUUCCUGUAGUGUUGGCUAGCGGUGGAGCUACAGCUGGGCUAACCUUUGGCAUAGUGAUAAGUGAUGAUGUAGUUGAGUAGGUAUAAGGAUGAACACAGCGCCACAGCAGCCUGUCCAGCCAAACACAUCCACUGUGUUUCACAUUAGACACUUCAGCUAGCUUACAUUUACAUACCUGUUAGCUAGUCUGCUUGACUCUUGGCUCCGAACUCUGACCUGCUACUCUAGAACUGCUCUUUGAAUCCUGGCUCUAGAACUGCUCUUUAAGUCCUAGAUCUGCUCUUUAAGUCCUAGCUCUUGCCCUGCUCUUUGCCGUACACGGUUAACCGGUCAGCGAAGAUGGUGAAUAAACGUACGGCCCCGCAGGUGAACAGCGGUGCCUCACAUCCUGUUGCUCGGCUUCAAAGUAAAAUUCCCCCUCAGGAUUCCGAUUCAACCGUCUGGAUAUUCUUAGUGGCACCGACUCAGUGGUCCUAGUCAACCCCCCUCCUCCCCCCCUUCCGGUUCUGAAUAGCGUCUGUGUGGUAGUGUAGUGUGUCUUCAUAGUCUAGUGGGUCUCCGUCAGACCUCAGAGGCGGUCGGCGGCAGGUCCAGACCUGAGAGAAGAGCUGGGUUCAUCCUGGUCUACCCAGGCCUUACCCUGGGAGGUACCACUAGACCGCCACCUUUUAUAAGGCAACGUCGUCACUGGUAGCGUUUGUGAUGCAGGGUAACACGUUUGUUUUUUUGAAGCAGAUGUUAUUACAUGUCACUGUAAUGUGUUUCAAGUCGUUCUUGGUAACUGAAGUGCCCUCUGGGGCAGAGAGGAUGUCGUGGUGGACCCCUGUGGUGUUUUACUUGAGUGUUUUUAUAUUUGAGGUCUGAACUCUGAACCGGUUCACCGCCGCCCUCCGUCAGGGCGCCCUGAGCUCAGCAUUACUGUGAGCAACCUUUGGCCACCAUCACGUGGAUGUCCGUGGGCAGUGUUGCCAGAUUGGGAGAGAUAUCCCGUCCAACCUGGCCCAAUCUGGCAACGCGGUCAGUACCGCAAACGUUCCAUAUGUCCAGUGUGUUUUAUACUCGUUAUGAUGAUGGCCAAUCACGAAGCCACUGGUUAGGUCAUGUGACAUGUGGUGGUA
Molecule: messenger RNA, 4865 nt
Organism: Gadus chalcogrammus (walleye pollock)
Lineage: Eukaryota; Metazoa; Chordata; Actinopteri; Gadiformes; Gadidae
Product: sodium-dependent multivitamin transporter-like
Exons: 18
Coding region: 301-2199 (632 amino acids)
Biological process (GO): sodium ion transport; biotin transport; pantothenate transmembrane transport
Cellular component (GO): membrane
Molecular function (GO): sodium-dependent multivitamin transmembrane transporter activity
Source: RefSeq, a predicted model, not a curated record